CCUAAUAUCCUUUGUCCUCAAUAUCCAGUCUCGAAUCAAAUUAAUAACAAUGGCCGUCGCAGUUGGCUGUCAUUCGGUAGUAUACGCGGAUUAUGUGACAGUGAGAAACUUGUGGCGAGUGGCAAUCGCUGCAAAUCGGUCGGAGUGAUUGAUUCUCGAAUGAAAUCAACGUGACCAAAUUCGUUGUAAAGAAUGAUUUUCUAGUGGAUGGUUAAAUCACGGUGUCAACUAGUAACCACGGAUGACCAGCUGACAAUGUUUUGCCAUUAGCAUAAUUUAGUGCUUAGCGGGCGUUCGCGGUAAAUUCAGGAUGUUUAAAGCUGAGGAGUCGUCAAGAGACAGCUUCCUUCAGCAAACGAAGGCCGCAAGGGAGGAAAGGGCCCAUGAGAAAGACAGAGAAGCUGCUGUCACCUUAAUUCAGGCUUAUGUUAGGGGAUGGUUAACCCGUAAAAGAAUAUUAGAAGAAUUUGAUACAAAUUUUCUCAAUGACGGCAAUACAGAAACAAAUAUAGAACUGAAACCUGCUUUGCACAUGUAUAAGAUUAUUUCUAAAUUUUUGUAUAUAUAUAAGAAAGAGAGGGAUCAAGAAAGAAUAGAAAAAUUAUAUAGAUAUCUAGUAUGGACUCUUGAUUCUGAGUCUCCAGAAAUUUCGUACGUAGGACUUGUAUUAAACAAAGAUCACUACAUAUCAUGGAUAUUGCAAAUGAAAACAUUGUUACUUUAUUGUCUGACUGGUUUAGAGAAUCUUAAACCAGAAAGAGUGUGCGACCAUAAAUCCAUCCAUUUGAGAUUACACACAUUAGUUAGUUUUACAUCACCUGGAACAUGGGCAAUUUUAAAAGUAGGAGGAAUGGAAAAGCUCAGGGGUGGCAUGACUCAACUAUGUGCAAAUGUAAUGGGUCACCUAAUCAACAAUGGGUUUUAUCCUAUUAUGCAGGCUUUUCUAAUGAAAGGCCUGGGUAGAGUGGAAAUUGCCUUGAAACCAAUAGCACUUUCAGCAGCAGUUACAUUGGCAUUAAGACCACUAAUUUCUUCCCAAAUGUCAGACAAAUUGGUAUCUCUAUUUUUAAUUAACAUUUUUAGUGUACCUGCUUUGGUCUAUCAUCUCAAUAAUAUGUCAUCUGUGUGUAUUUCAUCAUUCAUUACUUGCAACUUGUUUGCAAGAAGCCUAGAGCUAUUGAAUUCAGAACAAAAUUUGAGAAUAGUUUUUAAUGCUUUAGAAGGUAGCUAUGCACUGUGUUUACUAGCUAAUUUAAUACAAUUAGCUAAUAUUGAAAGAGAAGAAGUAUUGAGAGAACUCUAUUUUCCUUCUUUUACGUUUGUUGUAACAAAAAUGUUGGAAGCAUGUCAACAGUAUGUAGUUGCAAAACAAAGUAAUUUAACUCAUUGGCACCCUAUCUUGGGGUGGCUUGCAUUAAAGGUUGAUUCAACAUUGCAAGAACCUAUUCCAUAUGUAAAAAUACAGUUAGCAUGUUUGUGGACAGGAAGGAUAGUUACACAAUUAAUUGGUCAACCAUUAACAGAACUUAUAGAGAAAGAGAUAGCUCCAUCACUAGAGCAACAGGGCACAUCCGUUGGUACUAACAUUUUUCGAAGGGCGUUUUUGGAAGCACGUACAAAUAGAAAUAAUAAUACUAAGAAUUAUAGGAAAUUGGGAAGUCCAGAAACUACUAGAAUAGCUUUAAUUUGUUCUCUUUAUCAAAUCGCUUUACAUACGCUCACACAGAUGAAAAUGGAGAUAUUAACUGGUUUAUGCUAUCAAGAUAAAAUUUUGUACCACAUGUAUUUGUUUCUGGGAACAUUGGGUCCACAUUGUGGCUUGAAAGCAUUUUUAGACCAUUUAGCUGCAAAUACAAAAUGUACAGCACCCGAAUUUCAGAUGUUGAUAUUAUUUUCUGAUUGUAUGACACAUUAUGUUACGAUCUUAGAUGAUAUGGAAAUGUAUGAACAACAAGAACCCUUCAAGAUUACCGAUUUUGUAACGAUAUCAUAUUUUUUAAAUCAAUUUUUGUACAAGGCUGUUCUGAAUAACUUGUUUGUUUUAGAUGUUCCAGACGUGAAGUCGGUUCCUAAUAAUCCCUUGUUCACCUCUCUCCACACACUUUUAAUGGCAAUCUAUCGACGGGACUGUAGACGAACGUUUUGCCCGGACGGACACUGGUUGGCAAAGGAAGUUCGAGUGUCAACUUUUCUUGCAGACUUGGAAAAAGGUAGACGCGGCGCCGCUCUUCUUCUUUCCAAGAUGCCUCAUGUUAUACCCCACUCGGAACGCGUGGUAUUGUUUCGUAAGCACGUGGUUAAUGAGAAAGCGGUAUUGGGUUUAACUGAGAGUGCUUGCAAUAGUACGCCGACAACGCUUAUCGUUGUUCAUAGGACACGCAUAGUAGAGGAUGGGUACCGACAACUCGCAAUGUUGCCAUCCCAGGCACUUAAAGGUGUGAUCAGAGUUCGUUUUGUAAACGAGCAGGGUUUAGCUGAAGCUGGCAUCGAUCAAGAUGGAGUGUUCAAAGAAUUCUUAGAGGAGACAAUAAAGAAAGUUUUCGAUCCAUCUUUAAAUUUAUUUAAAACUACUACUGAGAACCGACUUUAUCCGUCUCCUACAUCCUCCAUGCAAGAUAAUCACUUGCAGCUGUUUGAGUUUGUUGGUCGUAUGUUGGGUAAAGCGGUGUAUGAAGGCAUCGUUGUAGACGUUCCGUUUGCAUCCUUUUUUGUUUCUCAAUUUUCUGGGCAAACUGGAGGAGCAUUGUACAGCUGGUUGGACGAAUUAGCUUCUUUAGAUCGAGACUUGUACCGAAGUCUUACUCUUGUAAAGCAUUACAAGGGCGACGUUAGGCAGUUAGAAUUAACUUUCUCUCUGGAUGAAGAUGUUUUAGGUAAAUUAGUUACGCACGAGUUGGUUCCUGGAGGACGAGCGGUGCCGGUCACCAACGAGAAUAAAAUUAAUUACAUACACCUAAUGGCCCACUUCAGAAUGCACAUGCAAAUAAAAGAUCAGACGGCUGCUUUUAUCAAAGGAUUUCGGUCUAUCAUCAAUCUCGAGUGGUUGGCGUUAUUUUCAACUCCAGAAUUGCAAAGAUUAAUUUCGGGUGAUAACGUCCCGUUAGAUUUACGGGAUUUACGAAAGCAUACACAAUACUAUGGUGGCUUUCAUGACAGUCAUCGCGUUGUAUGUUGGUUAUGGGAUAUUCUGGAGAAAGAUUUUUCAGAAGAGGAAAGGGGCUUAUUCCUAAAGUUUGUCACAAGUUGCUCAAAAUCGCCACUGUUGGGUUUUGCAUUCUUGGACCCUCCGUUUUCGAUUCGUUGCGUAGAAGUUGGCGAUGAUGAGGAUACGGGUGAUACAAUCGGUAGUGUGAUAAGGGGAUUCUUUACAAUUCGUAAGAAAGAUCCGCAAAAUCGUUUGCCCACGUCGUCCACGUGUUUCAAUCUUCUUAAAUUACCAAAUUACCAAAAGAAAAGUACAUUGAGGGAGAAGCUGCGUUACGCUGUCACUAGUAACACUGGCUUUGAGCUUUCUUAA
Hylaeus volcanicus is the source of this 3517-nucleotide messenger RNA. Its product is annotated as ubiquitin-protein ligase E3B. Lineage: Eukaryota; Metazoa; Arthropoda; Insecta; Hymenoptera; Colletidae. The record is from RefSeq and is a predicted model, not a curated record. Gene Ontology annotation, biological process: ubiquitin-dependent protein catabolic process; protein polyubiquitination. Bases 311 to 3517 code for a protein of 1068 amino acids. The transcript is spliced from 16 exons. Gene Ontology annotation, molecular function: ubiquitin protein ligase activity; protein binding.